AUGGGCCACAGACAUUCGCAACUCGAAGCGACACCCGUCAAGAACCGGAGAUUGUCCUCGAGAGGUCUUGGGAGGGAGAAAGGGCCUGUGAAACCUGCGUCUGCUGCAUCUAGUGAUUUGUGGUCUCCUCCAUCAUAUGAUUCACAUUUUGCGCCUAGGCCCCCAGUACUAGCGCCUGACGAUUCCGCCUACGCAUUCCUGGGAGAAUUCGACACCAUAUUCGUCGUGGAUGACAGUAGUAGUAUGACUGGUCGUCGGUGGAAGGAGGCAGAGGAUGCCAUUGCGGCCAUCGCUCCCGUCUGUACACGUUAUGACCAGGAUGGUAUUGAUAUCUACUUUCUGAAUCAUCGGCGGGAAGCUACGAGGGCAACUACCGGGGCGUACAUGAACAUCACGACUGCAGACGAUGUGCGGGAGAUUUUCAACAGUGUUCAUCCACGAGGACCAACUCCCUUCGGGAAACGACUCCAUGAUAUCCUGACCUUGUAUCUACGGCGUGUGGACAUGAUGGAGGCGACAGGAAUUGGAGGUUGUUCGAUGGACCCGUUUCAGGUGGUGAAACCGUUGAAUAUUAUCGCCAUCACUGACGGAGCGUUCACGGACGAUGCAGAGAGUGUCAUCGUGGAUGUCGCCCGAAGGUUGGAUGACUGUCGGGCUGCGCCAUGGCAGGUGGGCAUUCAGUUCUUUCAAAUCGGUGAUGACGCGCAGGCACAGUCAUAUCUGCAGGCGCUGGACGAUGAAUUGGGUAGAUUGACGCGCCAUGAUCACCUUCGUGACAUUGUCGACACAGUGCCAUGGAGAGGCAGGUCCGGCCAGACCCUGAGUGCGGAGGGGAUUUUGAAAUGCGUCCUUGGUGCCGUGAAUCGAAAGUAUGACAAAUGUGAUCAGUUUCGCUGA
This is a messenger RNA of Aspergillus tanneri, 897 nucleotides long. RefSeq lists its product as uncharacterized. The coding region runs from base 1 to 897 and encodes 298 amino acids. Lineage: Eukaryota; Fungi; Ascomycota; Eurotiomycetes; Eurotiales; Aspergillaceae. The record is from RefSeq and is a predicted model, not a curated record. The transcript has a single exon.